Molecule: messenger RNA, 702 nt
Organism: Actinia tenebrosa (Australian red waratah sea anemone)
Lineage: Eukaryota; Metazoa; Cnidaria; Anthozoa; Actiniaria; Actiniidae
Product: beta-3 adrenergic receptor-like
Biological process (GO): G protein-coupled receptor signaling pathway
Cellular component (GO): membrane
Molecular function (GO): G protein-coupled receptor activity
Source: RefSeq, a predicted model, not a curated record
AUGAAUGGAAGCUUUGACUACAAUUUACUCGAGAUUGUCUGCCGUGGCAUUAAGAGGUACAACACGACCAUUAGUUUCAUCAAUAUCUUAUUAGAAAACGAUAACUUACAAAGCUUAUUCUUGGCUAUUUUCAACGCCAUCUUCGCGGUACCUACAACCAUCGCUAACCUCUUGGUUAUCAUAGCUGUUUUUACGACUCCUGAACUACGAACUCCUUCGUUUUAUUUAUUAACAAAUCUCGCUUUAACUGAUCUAUUUAUGGGACUAGUUUGCCAAACCGGUUAUAGCCUGUUUGCAGUUUCGUAUUUCAACCUAGAUGUUCAAACWYUAUGCAUCUCUUWUGUUCUAUUUACUAAUAUCUCAAUGAUGGUUACUAUUGCAUCGGGAUUAACAGUAACGGUUAUCAGUAUCGAUAGAUACUUGGCCAUAUCCCUCAAGCUUAGAUAUCGGUCAACAGUCACCUUACCACGAAUACGAAGACUUCUAGCCGCUCUAUGGGUCAUGGUAUUCAUCCUGACGUCCCUUCCUCUAUAUACAUCAACCAAGUGGGUUGAAAUAGAUCCAGGACCCAUUUUUGCCAUUACCAUGCUAAGUAUUGUAGGCUUGAAUUCUACUUUAAAUCCUAUCAUAUACCUAGUAAGAAUGAGAGAUAUUAGGCGAGCUUGCAUUCGGAUUACUAAAAGACUGUUAUGCAAGCCUUGA